UCAAACAUUCAUUAUUUAAGAAAAAUAUGCGUGGUGAGGUCUUUUGUACCACCGCGUAGUGGCUUUCUCUCUAAAACGGCCCCCAACAGUUAAAAAUAGUUAAACAACGAUGGGUGUAGUUGUUCUAUUUUGAAACCAUAUAUUCUUACCGAAAGCUUGCUUUUUCAUUUUCCUAAACAUUCUUUUCAUUUCUAAAACAGGGUUUAGGUUAUCUUGGUGUGAAAAGUAUGAAGGACAAUCUUGUUUUUCCUGYAAAAUGAACCAACAGAUAACAGUAAUGCAUAAACACAAUCGUAUGACCCUGAAGUCACAACGUAACGCUUUAUUUGCAUAUGUUUWUGACAAAAAAUGUCACUUUUCUGACAGUAAACUGACCGCGWUGUGAAUYGAAUCGCCUUGUACCUGUUGUUCUAUACAACAUGGCGGAACGGAAUAUAAUUCUGUGUGUUGGCUCGCGAAGGGACCCACACGUUAAYGAAGUCCAAGCUUACCUUAGAGGCAUAAACAGCGAUCUGAAGUUAAUACUUUUCAACCCUUUAUGUGUUAACCACUAUAUCGAUAUCACGGUGACAAACAGCAGCUCUAGCUGUGUUAUAACCACUGGAGAACAYCAAACYAUKGCCGAAUCUGUUCGAGCUGUUUGGUACCUUUGGCACCCUAGGAAAUUCUCGGAUGGAGACUCGUUCAAUGGUGCUUUUAUCGCUAAAGAUUUCGCGUUGGAGGAGUGGACCAAUGUUAUGCAGUCACUUCAAGCGUUUUUGCCUCGUGCAAUAUGGAUGAACAAGAUYAAAAGUGUUCAACAGAUCAAAAGUAAAGCUUUUCAAUUGCACUUGGCUCAGGCAUGUGGUUUGAAGAUUCCCUUGACGAAGAUAACUAAUGAUCCUGCUUCGGUUCAAAGCUUAUUUGCGUGCCGUGGAACUGAGUCACCUGUCCGAUUGGUGUCCAAGCCCCUCACACCUCUAUACAUCCCACCCACUAAACGAGUUCGCCCUCGAGAAAUCAGCUUAAAUUACGCGACUGACGCAUCUUCAACCAUUUCAAUCUUUCCUGGUGUUUUCCAAGAAUUGAUUGAAAGAAAUGUUGACCUUUGCGUGAUUGUUGUGGAUGAUAAAGUUUUCUCUGCUCGUGUCCAUCCUAAAAAGUCUUUUGGUCCACCAAAGAGUACAACCCUGGCUGAURAUGAGAUGCUUGGCGAGUGCAAAAUCUCCGAAUACUUGGAGAAAUGCAUCUUGAGUUUUCACCGCAAAGCAGGCCUUUUGUUUGGAGUGUAUGAUUUUUUAGUGUUGGAAAAUAAUGAGGUGGUAUUCCUGGAUUGUAAUCCUUACGGUUCCUGGCUUGCUUUGGAGUACUCCACUCAAAUGCAAAUUACCAGAGCUGUAGCUGAGACCCUUGCAGGAACCGUACAGAACGGACAGGCUUUGAAAGAGUUUGAAAACCUAUGACUGAGAAUAUUUCAACUAAAUUCAUAAUUUAAAUUUGAUAAAUUGUUACACGUUUUGAAAUCAGAAAAAAUGAGGGACUUCAGAGACUGAGAUAUAUAUGAAAAUAGAAAUAGAGGAAAUGAAAGAAAGAAAAGAACUAAAAAAAAUGGAAGAGAAAACAUGAAUAAAACUGGAUUGAAUUA
This is a messenger RNA of Exaiptasia diaphana, 1624 nucleotides long. RefSeq lists its product as uncharacterized. The record is from RefSeq and is a predicted model, not a curated record. Bases 420 to 1442 code for a protein of 340 amino acids. Gene Ontology annotation, biological process: C-terminal protein amino acid modification; SOS response. The transcript has a single exon. Gene Ontology annotation, molecular function: ribosomal S6-glutamic acid ligase activity. NCBI's taxonomy places the organism in Eukaryota, Metazoa, Cnidaria, Anthozoa, Actiniaria, Aiptasiidae. Gene Ontology annotation, cellular component: cytoplasm.